CGUAUGAGCUGGCGCUAAAAAUGCCCACGGCGACAUUGUUUCGUUGUUGAGCGCGGUUUAGCGGAUACAGUUGUCGGUGUUUCUUGCGUCCACCCCUCCCGUGGAGCUGGAGUGCCGGGGCCCCUGCCAAGUCGGUUUGAAAAGAGCAGACAAAGGCUUUGAGCCCAGGACGCCCCUCUCUCUCUCUCUCACUCUGCCUACAAAGCCAACCGGGCUCUAUCUUCUUUUUUUUCUGCUUUUCUGUCAUGGAAAUGUUUUUAAAUGCGCGGCGUUGAGAGUGUCGGUUUUAUUUUCACUUUCCCGUACUGAAAUGUACGACCGUCUGGAUCCCCGCUCGGCCGAGAGAGGAAGGCUUUUCGUAGGUUUAAUACAAGGAAGCGUCGUCUGAGAGAAGGGAGCGAGAGGGGGAAGGAUUGACGCUUUUUCCUCCUCUCCUCCUCCUUCCUUUAGCCCCCCUCGCCUCCUCUUUUUGGCGGAGAGAGAAGUUGAGGCAGGAAUAAACGCUUUUUUGUUUUUGCCUUUUUUUUGUUUUAAAUGCAUUUGAAUCCGACUGCGCAACGAGACAGUAUCACGUGGGGUUGGAGAGAGUUGGGUCGAUUUUGCACACUUCAAUGUGAGAAAGAUAAGAGAAACAAACAACUAUUUCUUUUUUUUUUCUACUUCUGUGGAUAACUGGUACUGUUGAUACUUUUGCAUAACUGCAACAGAAGGGGAGUCGGUUCGUUUUUUUCAGCCUUGGAGGUGCGGAGUAUUAAUUCUUAUAUGCCUGGGGUUUGAAAAACAAUGGAGACGCACAUUUCGUGCCUCUUCCCGGAAAUUAUGGCCAUGAUUUUCAGCUAUCUGGAUGUGAGGGACAAAGGCAGGGUGGCCCAAGUGUGUAUCGCUUGGAGGGACGCGUCCUACCACAAGUCAGUGUGGAGGGGGGUGGAGGCCAAGCUGCACCUCCGCCGGGCCAAUCCCUCCCUGUUCCCCAGCCUCCAGGCCAGGGGCAUCCGGAGGGUCCAGAUCCUGUCCUUGCGUCGCAGCUUGAGCUACGUGAUCCAGGGAAUGCCCAACAUAGAGUCCCUCAAUCUGUCCGGCUGCUACAACCUCACGGAUAACGGGCUGGGUCACGCGUUUGUUCAGGAGAUCCCAUCGCUGAGGGUGCUGAACCUGAGUCUGUGCAAGCAGAUCACGGACUCCAGCCUCGGCAGGAUAGCUCAGUAUCUGAAGAACCUGGAGGUGCUGGAGCUCGGCGGUUGCAGCAACAUCACCAACACCGGGCUUCUGUUGAUCGCCUGGGGCCUGCACAGGCUCAAGAGCCUCAAUCUGAGGUCCUGCAGGCACGUGUCGGACGUGGGGAUCGGACACCUGGCGGGCAUGACCCGCAGCGCGGCCGAGGGCUGCUUGAACCUGGAGUACCUGACUCUCCAGGACUGUCAGAAACUGACGGACCUGUCACUCAAACACAUUUCCAAGGGGCUGACCAAGCUCCGGGUUCUGAACCUGAGUUUCUGCGGCGGUAUCUCGGAUGCUGGAAUGAUCCACCUCUCCCACAUGACCUCGCUUUGGAGUCUCAACCUGCGCUCCUGCGACAACAUCAGCGACACGGGGACCAUGCACCUCGCCAUGGGCACCCUGAGGCUCUCUGGGCUCGACGUUUCCUUCUGCGACAAGAUCGGGGACCAGACCUUGGCCUACAUUGCCCAGGGGCUGUACCAGCUCAAGUCCCUGUCCCUGUGCUCGUGUCACAUCUCUGACGACGGAAUAAACCGGAUGGUGAGGCAGAUGCACGAGCUGAGGACCCUGAACAUCGGACAGUGCGUGCGCAUCACGGACAAAGGGCUGGAGCUCAUAGCCGACCACCUGACCCAGCUGGCGGGCAUCGACCUGUAUGGAUGUACCAAGAUCACCAAGAGGGGACUGGAGAGGAUCACGCAGCUCCCCUGCCUUAAAGUGUUGAACCUGGGACUCUGGCAGAUGACAGAGAGUGAGAAAGUGAGGUGAUUGGAAAUGUUUUUGUGGGUUUUUAUGGGGAUGGGGACAGAGGGUGACACAAGGAGCAAGAGGAGGGGUAUUAGAUGGGCGGUUAAACUUCUUUUCUUAUUUGAAAAAAGAGCGAGAACGUGCCGUUUCCCUUCUGUGUGGUUGUGUAAGGUGUGCUUCUCCCAUGUGACCAAUAUUUUGUGUUCAAAUGUUUUAUUUUUCUCUCUGCUGGCCUUGCAGGAUUUCAAUUAGUAUUUUAUAUGACUUAAUAUUCUGCCUGGUAGGUAGCAAUUAAAACUUGCUUUUGCUUGGAGCUCGUGAAAAUCCCUCCUAACAAUUGCUUUGAUCUCGCGUUGAGUUUUAAUAUCUCAGAAAUUCUGACAUCAAACUGGAAUAACUAGUAAUGCAAAUCAGCUCGUUUCACACAUUUAAAAAAGGAAAAAAAAAAGAUAAAACAGUGAAAUUUUAGUAAUCUGCUUACUGGCAAUUGCCUCCGGAAAUCUCUUAAAGUGAAACUUUAGCAUCCAUCUACGACUUCUUUUUUUAUUUCGAAUCAAAAGUGAGGUUUAAAAACUUUUUAACAGUGAGUUCGGAACUAAUCUUCGCUACAGCCAUCACGCCUAAAACAUGUGGCUACCUCGUACGUGGUUUUAUUCAAACGGUGUAUACUGUUAAAAAACAAAACAGAAGCAAGGCGAGAAUGAAAGACUGGGAAAAAAUGUGCCUAAAGGGACUGUGUCGCCCCCCCCCACUCCCCCAUCUCCCCCCCCCCCCCCCUAUCUCUCCCUCCACGAGCAGAGCUGGAAAAAGGAGACCAAGACACAAUCUAACUACCUUUUGUUAUUUUACCCCCCAUAAACAGCAUCAAUUUCCCAGCCAGCCAGAGAGCGAGAGAGAGAGAGAGAGAGGACAGCAGGCUGUAAAAUCCAUUGAGAUUUUAAUGACGACGCUUUAUGCAAAAAAAAAGCAAAAAACUAAAUAUAAAUCUGCUCGUGUGCAAAAGCUUUUUUUAAAUUGUUGUAUUUUCCUCAUCUUUAGGGAUAAAGUCCAACUUUCACGCCCCUUCGGAGAGAAGUUGUGUUAAAGCGUCGGCCAAGAUAAAAGGAGAAAGAUUAUCAGCUUUUCCUUUAGAAUAAAUACCUUUUGUCGUCCUAUAAUAAUAUAAUAGACGUAUAGGAACGUCAGCGCUAUAACGCUAGAUAAAACUGAUCAGGCCCGUAUGAAACACAAUAUACCUGCAUUUGAGAAUGUUAUAGGAAUAUCCAGUAUUUUGUUCUGAGGGGUGUUGGUGGAAAUAAAUGUCAGUGGAUGUUGUUUAGAGCGCCGUACUUCAAAUUGAAGUGAUUUCUAUAUCUUAUACCCUUUAUUGAUCGAAACAAAUCAGGGUUUUUCUCAUGGCUUUAUUUUCCCACGUUAAUGGAGACACAGGUCGCAUUCAUAUUCAUGUUGCUCCCACCGCUGUGAGAGAAAGAGAGAGAGGAGGCUACGAAUAUGUCUUUUUAUUUUCCUCCUCUUUUUCUCCAUCUCUUCCCUGAAUUAAAAAAUACCCCAUUUUGAGACACGCUUAGAAUAAGUAGCCAUCGAUUUUUUUUUUCUUUUCCCUCUGUCUGUGUCAGGUUGCAAGCGGGCUGCGUCCCUUUACCUCCCCACCUCUCCCCCCCUUCUUUCACACACCCACACGUUGACACGCACACGCGGAGGCCUGUGUGUGCGCAUUUUAAUGUAAUGCGAAUGAUGGCCUGCUAGAAAAAUUAAUAUACGGAUGUGCGUCCUGCUGAAACCGCUGUGUGUGUGUGUGUUUGAAUAAUGAAGAUGUACUGUAUAUUAUGUGUUUGUAAAGAAGAAGAAAAAAUGCAGAAUCCCAAAAUUAAAUUGUUUUAUAUUCUUACGGUUAAAACCAUUAAAGAUAUUUAUAUAAUGAAUGAAAA
Gasterosteus aculeatus aculeatus (three-spined stickleback) is the source of this 3893-nucleotide messenger RNA. It is a transcript of the gene fbxl14b, whose product is annotated as F-box and leucine-rich repeat protein 14b. NCBI's taxonomy places the organism in Eukaryota, Metazoa, Chordata, Actinopteri, Perciformes, Gasterosteidae. The record is from RefSeq and is a predicted model, not a curated record. Gene Ontology annotation, cellular component: SCF ubiquitin ligase complex. Gene Ontology annotation, biological process: SCF-dependent proteasomal ubiquitin-dependent protein catabolic process. Gene Ontology annotation, molecular function: protein binding.